UCAAAAUGUCAACAUGCAUGCAGUUUGCAGUCCAAGUACAAGCAGUCCCUUUCAUUCAAUUACUGGAAGUAUACAUGGCACUUCUCGACGUUCCAAAUAUGACUUAUUUUGAAUUGUGAGUUCAUUUUAAUAGUUGCUCAGACUUCUUGGAUUUAAAAAGAAUUUGACCGACUCUGAAGACUCAAUAUGAUCUUCACUUCUGCUGAAAAACUACAUUUUGUUCUUUAUUUGUCAAUAGGUCUACUGUGUCUACUGCUGCUUACAGAAUGUAACCAAAUCAGGCUGGUCGGGUCUUCACGUUGCUCUGGUAGAGUGGAGGUCUACCACAGAGACAGCUGGGGAACAGUGUGCGAUGAUCUCUGGAACCUCACCAAUGCUACUGUGGUGUGUCGAGAGUUAAACUGUGGGACAGUUCUUGAGGCCAAAAAGGGUGCCUUCUUCGGACAGGGAAAGGACGAGAUUUGGUUGGAUGAUGUGCAGUGUACUGGUCAUGAGACUUCCAUUCUCAAAUGCCAACACAGACCACUCGGGGAAAAUAACUGUGGCCAUGGUGAAGAUGCUGGGGUUGUCUGUUCUGAGAAUGUUAGGGUGGUCAGCGGAAGCAAUCGGUGUAACGGCAGAGUGGAAGUCUUUCAUGAAGGCCAGUGGAAACGAGCAUGUGCCAGUGACUGGGGCAGGGAUGAAGCUGCAGUGAUCUGCCAAGAGAUUAGGUGUGGUACCCCCAUCAUUCAGACUGACAUGCCAUAUUUUGGAGAGGCACGUCACUUGUUAGGAGUCAAAACCACCUGCUCUGGAGAUGAGACCUCUCUUUCACAGUGCACACUUAAAGACUUCAAGGAAACCUGUGUUGAUGCCACAGUUUUCUGUUCAAACAGUAAAGCCAUUCGUCUGAUUAAUGGAACUCAUCGGUGCGCUGGUCGUGUGGAAGUCUUCCAUGAUGGACAGUGGGGAACAGUUUGCCAUGACAGAUGGGGGAUACAGGAGGCAGCUGUUGUAUGCCGAGAGAUGAACUGUGGGAACCCCCUCUCGGUCAAGUACAAGGCCUUCUAUGGCAGAGGUCAGGGACAGGUUUGGAUGGAUGAUCUUGAGUGCACUGGUCAUGAGAAGUCACUCACUGACUGCCCCCACAGAAGGUUUUGGAGAAGCUUGUCAAUGGCACUGACCGAUGCUCAGGCAGAGUGGAGAUUCUGCAUAACAGCCAGUGGGGAACAGUGUGUGAUGAUGGGUGGGACAUCACAGACGCUCAGGUUGUGUGCAGAGCCAUGGACUGUGGAACAGCUCAGACAUCCAAAUCUGAUGCCUUCUUUGGUCAAGGCCAAGGAGACAUCUGGCUGGAUGAUGUCAGAUGUUUUGGAAAUGAGACGUCUCUUUUGCACUUGUCAACAUCCUUCCCUAGGAGACAAUAACUGUGGCCAUGGUGAAGAUGCUGGUGUGGUGUGUUCAGCUACCAUUAGACUGAUUAAUGGGACUGACCAGUGCUCAGGCAGGGUAGAGGUACAUCAUGGUGACGAGUGGCUGCCAGUAUAUAAUGUUAACUGGGGAAUGCAUGAAGCCACAGUGAUAUGCAGAGAGAUUAAUUGUGGAGACGCUGUCAGAACCACUGGGUCAUUUGGUCAAGGCGGUGAUCUGAGAGGGUACACGAUCAGUUGCAGUGGUACAGAGAGCUCUCUCACACAGUGCGGAGUGAGAGAUUAUACCAGGACCAGCCAUGAUCGUAUUGAAGAGGCAGUUGUUGAAUGUUCAGGCAAUGUCAAAUUGGCUGGUGGCGUCAAUCGUUGUGCUGGAAGAGUGGAGUUUUAUGACAAAGGCCAGUGGGGGACUGUGUGCAGUGAAUCCCUGGAUAUGAAUGAUGCCACAGUGCUGUGCAGGCAGAUGAACUGUGGGAGGGCUCAUAAGAUCACCACCAUGACCGAGUAUGGACAGGGCACAGGACAGACCUGGAUCCAUCAGUUUGAAUGCAAUGGUUUGGAGCCUGCUCUGAAUCAGUGCCCACAAAGACCAUUUAGAGACAAAACCUGCAAUGCCACCUCAGUUACUGGUGUUGUCUGCACAGGAAGUUUGGAGGUCCGGUUGGCUAAUGGUAAAGACGAGUGCACUGGCAGAGUAGAGGUUCGUCAUGGCGAGGUGUGGCAAACAGUGUGUGACGCAGAAUGGACCCUGAGUAAAGCCGAGGUGGUGUGCGAGGCAGUAGAGUGUGGACGUGCUGUGGAUGCUCCCAAUGGUGCCCAUUAUGGCCAAGGCAGUGGGUCAGUAGUGGAGGCCAGUAAUUCAUGUUUUGACAGUGUGACAUCUCUUCAGCAGUGCUCAGUCAGAGGUUUCACAGCAGCAACAUGUGGACAUGACCAUGAUGCUGGUGCUGUCUGUGCAGCACAACUUCGUUUGGUCAACGGCACAGGUGAAUGCUCCGGUAGAGUAGAGAUUCUCUAUAAAGGCCAAUGGGGAACUGUGUGUGAUGAUGAAUGGGAAAUGCCCAAUGCUGAUGUGGUGUGUAGACAGCUUGGCUGCGGCCAUGCAGUUUUUGCUCCCACAAGUGCCCACUUUGGUAGAGGCAGUGGUCCAAUAUGGCUGGAUAAUGUGGAGUGUUCAGGCCGAGAGUCUGCUCUCACGCAUUGUUCUCAUCCUGGGUUUGGAGAGAGUAACUGCGGGCACGGUGAAGAUGCUGGUGUUAUCUGUUCAGGUCUACUGUGUCUACUGCUGCUUACAGAAUGUAACCAAAUCAGGCUGGUCGGGUCUUCACGUUGCUCUGGUAGAGUGGAGGUCUACCACAGAGACAGCUGGGGAACAGUGUGCGAUGAUCUCUGGAGCCUCACCAAUGCUGACGUGGUGUGUCGAGAGUUAAACUGUGGGACAGUUCUUGAGGCCAAAAAGGGUGCCUUCUUCGGACAGGGAAAGGACGAGAUUUGGUUGGAUGAUGUGCAGUGUACUGGUCAUGAGACUUCCAUUCUCAAAUGCCAACACAGACCUCUCGGGGAAAAUAACUGUGGCCAUGGUGAAGAUGCUGGGGUUGUCUGUUCUGAGAAUGUUAGGGUGGUCAAUGGAAGCAAUCGGUGUAACGGCAGAGUGGAAGUCUUUCAUGAAGGCCAGUGGAAACGAGCAUGUGCCAGUGACUGGGGCAGGGAUGAAGCCGCAGUGAUCUGCCAAGAGAUUAGGUGUGGUACCCCCAUCAUUCAGACUGACAUGCCCUAUUUCGGAGAGGCACGUCACUUGUUAGGAGUCAAAACCACCUGUUCUGGAAAUGAGACCUCUCUUUCACAGUGCACACUUAAAGACUUCAAGGAAACCUGUGUUGAUGCCACAGUUUUCUGUUCAAACAGUAAAGCCAUUCGUCUGAUUAAUGGAACUCAUCGGUGCGCUGGUCGUGUGGAAGUCUUCCAUGAUGGACAGUGGGGAACAAUUUGCGAUGACAGAUGGGGGAUACAGGAGGCAGCUGUUGCAUGCCGAGAGAUGAACUGUGGGAACCCCCUCUCGGUCAAGUACAAGGCCUUCUAUGGCAGAGGUCAGGACCAGGUUUGGAUGGAUGAUGUUGAGUGCACUGGUCAUGAGAAGUCACUCACUGACUGCCCCCACAGAGGUUUUGGAGAACAUGACUGCGACCAUGCUGAAGAUGCUGGUGUUGAAUGCUCAGAGACAGUCAGAUUGACCAAUGGGACUAACCAGUGUUCUGGGAGAGUGGAGAUCUUCCACAAUGGCAACUGGGGGAAAAUUUGUAAUAAUAACUGGGGCCUUAAAGAGGCCACAGUGGUGUGUAAAGAACUUGGUUGUGGCACCCCCAAAAAAGCCUCAGAACACACAAAUUUUGGUGAAAGUGGACUGAGAGGGUUUACAGGUAGCUGCUCUGGGAAUGUGAGCUCUAUCAGCCAGUGCACACUUCAAGACUACACAGGGACAUGUGCUGGUGUUUCACUUUCAUGUACAGGUAAUCCACCACUAAGGCUUGUCAAUGGCACUGACCGAUGCUCAGGCAGAGUGGAGAUUCUGCAUAACGGCCAGUGGGGAACAGUGUGUGAUGAUGAGUGGGACAUCAGAGAUGCUCAGGUUGUGUGCAGAGCCAUGGACUGUGGAACAGCUCAGACAUCCAAAUCUAAUGCCUUCUUUGGUCAAGGCCAAGGAGACAUCUGGCUGGAUGAUGUCAGAUGUUUUGGAAAUGAGACGUCUCUUUUGCACUGUCGACAUCCUUCCCUAGGAGACAAUAAUUGUGGCCAUGGUGAAGAUGCUGGUGUGGUGUGUUCAGCUACCAUUAGACUGAUUAAUGGGACUGACCAGUGCUCAGGCAGGGUAGAGGUACAUCAUGGUGACGAGUGGCUGCCAGUAUAUAAUGUUAACUGGGGAAUGCAUGAAGCCACAGUGACGUGCAGAGAGAUGAAUUGUGGAGACGCUGUCAAAACCACUGGGUCAUUUGGUCAAGGCGGUGAUCUGAGAGGAUACAAAAUCAGUUGCAGUGGUACAGAGAGCUCUCUCACACAGUGCGGAGUGAGAGAUUAUACCAGGACCAGCCAUGAUCGUAUUGAAGAGGCAGUUGUUGAAUGUUCAGGCAAUGUCAAAUUGGCUGGUGGCGUCAAUCGUUGUGCUGGAAGAGUGGAGUUUUACGACAAAGGCCAGUGGGGGACUGUGUGCAGUGAAUCCUGGGAUAUGAAUGAUGCCACAGUGGUGUGCAGGCAGAUGAACUGUGGGAGGGCUCAUAAGAUCACCACCAUGACCGAGUAUGGACAGGGCACAGGACAGACCUGGAUCGAUCAGAUUGAAUGCAAUGGAUUGGAGUCUACUCUGAAUCAGUGCCCACAAAGACCAUUUAGAGACAAAACCUGCAAUGCCACCUCAGUUGCUGGUGUUGUCUGCACAGGAAGUUUGGAGGUCCGGUUGGCUAAUGGUAAAGACGAGUGCACUGGCAGAGUAGAGGUUCGUCAUGGCGAGGUGUGGCAAACAGUGUGUGACGCAGAAUGGACCCUGAGUAAAGCCGAGGUGGUGUGCGAGGCACUAGAGUGUGGACGUGCUGUGGAUGCUCCCAAUGGUGCCCAUUAUGGCCAAGGCAGUGGGUCAGUAGUGGAGGCCAGUAAUUCAUGUUUUGACAACGUGACAUCUCUUCAGCAGUGCUCAGUCAGAGGUUUCACAGCAGCAACAUGUGGACAUGACCAUGAUGCUGGUGCUGUCUGUGCAGCACAACUUCGUUUGGUCAGCGGCACAGGUGAAUGCUCCGGUAGAGUAGAGAUUCUCUAUAAAGGCCAAUGGGGAACUGUGUGUGAUGAUGAAUGGGAAAUGCCCAAUGCUGAUGUGGUGUGUAGACAGCUUGGCUGCGGUCAUGCAGUUUCUGCUCCCACAAGUGCCCACUUUGGUAGAGGCAGUGGUCCAAUAUGGCUGGAUAAUGUGGAGUGUUCAGGCCAAGAGUCUGCUCUCACGCAUUGUUCUCAUCCUGGGUUUGGAGAGAAUAACUGCGGGCACGGUGAAGAUGCUGGUGUUAUCUGUUUAGGCUCUCUACAGAAACCCCAAAUUACUUUCAGUCCUGCUGCAGAGGUAAACUGGGGUGACAGAGUUGAAAUCACCUGCACUAUCAUAACAGAGCACUCGGGCGGGACAUUCGUCCUGAAAAAGACCCAGGGAUCAUUUCAAAUGGAAAAGUUCUCUGAACACGAAGCUGCAACCUUUACCUUCCCUACAGCUGACUUCAACCAAAGGGGGACGUACUUCUGUGAAUAUCAUAAGAAAUUGCCCAAUCAAGUCAUUUAUUAUCCUCAAGGAGAAACGGCUGAGCUCACUGUCAGAGUGAAACUGGAGGAGCCCAGCAUCUCGCUGACAUCUCCUCAUUCAAUGGUGAUCUACAGCCCUGACAAAAUAUCGCUCCCUGAAGGCAGCAGCUUCUCCAUCACCUGCUCUAUUCAUUCCAAAUAUUCUGGUGGUUUCUUCUAUCUAAAAAAGGAUAACAUGAACACCUCUGAAAUGCUGCCAUCAUUUGGCCACUCUAUAUUCUACCUGGCAUACUUCAAAUUCCCUGCACUGGAAUCUAAACACCAAGGAGAAUAUACCUGUGUCUACGGUAUUAACAUCUCCUCGAUAUCCUUCAGUUCUGUUCCCUCAAAAUCACUCCAACUCAUUGUAGUCGUGACCUCAUCAUCUUCAGUUGUCACAGGAGUUGUGGUUACUCUAGUGGUGUUGCUACUCGUGCUGGUUAUAGGUUACCUGGUCUGGAGAAGGAGAUGGCGCGGUGCUGGUGCCAUGGUUCAGUUUAUUAACAGGUUUGGUGGAGCAAUAAAACAAGAUGCGGAAGAACGAAGCAAUAAAAUAUUUGAUGGAAGGGACCACAAUGCCAAGGUGAAUGAACACACUGGACACAGUCAUGGCUCAGUGGACAAGAGUGUGGAUGUUGAUUCUGAAAACUGUGUUGAGAAAGUCCCUGAGGACCUGGCUGGGAAAGUGUGCUAUGAGCUUGAGCCACUCGUUCUCUCAUGAUAACAAAACGACUCAAGGAAUUACUUGUGUCUCGUGGUUUCACUAAAUUUAAAGAGUAACUCAACACCAGGCUAAACAGCAGCAUUUGUCUGCUUUCUCUGGUGGAAAGUAUAUUUUCUGUCUCACCUGUAGCCAUACCCAACAGUGAUGUCAGAGUGUACUGAUACACUCUGGGGUACACUUCUACACCUCAGCAGCAAGGUUAGAUGCUAAAAUAUUGGAGGUCAGCAAAAACAAGAUCAGCUGGUGUUAUGUUACUCUUUAAGUUAGACUACAGGAACAUUGUGGACCUGUGUUAAUUGUGUUUUUAAAACUCUUUUUUAGUAAACAAAUAAUUCAGAAAUAUACCAACUUCAAAUUUUCCUCAAAUAGAUGCUGUGGUAUUUCCUUAAAAAAAAUUUAGAGAACUUAUUUUGCAGAAAUUGAAAAUGUAAUUUUAAAUAGCAUAUAUGAUGCAAUGUUUCCUCUUGUUAAAGUUUCCCUGUAACACUUAUUUUCAUAUUGCGGAAGUGAUUUUUAGUUUUUUGAGAGAUUCUGUCGAUCACAAAACUUAGGUUCACGGACCUGUUGGAAUGGACUGAUCAUGGAUAGCUCAUUUGCUUUGCUUUUUACAUUGUCUUUGUACUGCAUGAUAAUUAGCCUUUUUUGGUGUAAGUGCAUGCUGAUCAAAUAAAUGCAUACUUCUUAUAACACAUA
Lates calcarifer (barramundi perch) is the source of this 7137-nucleotide messenger RNA. Its product is annotated as deleted in malignant brain tumors 1 protein. Lineage: Eukaryota; Metazoa; Chordata; Actinopteri; Centropomidae. Gene Ontology annotation, cellular component: membrane. The record is from RefSeq and is a predicted model, not a curated record.